Messenger RNA from Apus apus (common swift), 2810 nucleotides. It is a transcript of the gene PI4K2B, whose product is annotated as phosphatidylinositol 4-kinase type 2 beta. The transcript has 10 exons. Gene Ontology annotation, biological process: Golgi organization; phosphatidylinositol phosphate biosynthetic process; endosome organization. The coding region runs from base 95 to 1543 and encodes 482 amino acids. NCBI's taxonomy places the organism in Eukaryota, Metazoa, Chordata, Aves, Apodiformes, Apodidae. Gene Ontology annotation, cellular component: lysosomal membrane; endosome; plasma membrane. Gene Ontology annotation, molecular function: 1-phosphatidylinositol 4-kinase activity. The record is from RefSeq and is a predicted model, not a curated record.
GAGGCGCGGGGCGGCCGGGAGCGCCAUGGGCUGCGGCGGAGGGGCCUGAGCCCGCCCGGCCGCGCCUCCCGCCGUGCGCAGCCUCUGGCCGCCCAUGGCGGAGCCGGCCGUGCAGGAGCCCCAUGAGCGGCUGCUGCUCCUCGCUGAGCCGGCGCCCCAGGGCGGGCCGCCCUGGCAGGGCUCGCAAGGGGCGAAAGGAGCUCCCGGCGGGGCCGUGAGGCUGUACGGGGAGCUGGGGCUCGAGGAGGAGGACUCGGGCGAGGAGGACUCGGGGCCUGAGGGGGAUGGAGAGGACGAGCCUCUCCUGCGGGCGUCGGGCACCGGCCGCCGAGCCGGCGCCGCCUGGGACAAGGAGCCCCGCAGCGCCGCAGGACAUACUGCUGAUAUGAAUGUAUUUUUAGAUGAUCCAGAAUUUGCAGAAAUUAUUCUGAGAGCAGAGCAAGCUAUAGAGUGUGGAGUUUUUCCAGAAAGAAUCUCUCAAGGAUCCAGUGGGAGUUACUUCGCCAAGGAUCCCAAAGGGAAAACUAUCGGAGUGUUCAAACCAAAAUCUGAAGAGCCUUAUGGACAUCUAAAUCCAAAAUGGACCAAAUAUUUUCACAAAGUUUGUUGUCCUUGCUGCUUUGGCAGAGGCUGCCUUGUUCCAAAUCAGGGAUACCUCUCUGAAGCUGGUGCCUAUCUUGUGGAUGACAAGCUGGGACUAGGAGUUGUACCUAAAACUAAGGUUGUCUGGCUUGUCAGUGAGACCUUUAAUUACAGUGCAAUAGAUCGUGCAAAGUCAAGAGGAAAAAAAUAUGCUUUAGAGAAAGUGCCAAAAGUUGCUAAAAAAUUUAAUCGAAUUGGACUACCUCCUAAGGUUGGCUCCUUCCAGCUGUUUGUUGAAGGUUAUAAGGAAGCUGACUACUGGCUCAGGAAGUUUGAAACUGAUCCUUUACCUGAGAACAUAAGGAAAGAAUUUCAGUCACAGUUUGAAAGAUUGGUUAUCUUAGAUUAUGUCAUCAGAAAUACAGACAGAGGUAAUGAUAACUGGUUAAUCAAGUAUGAAAAACAAGAUGAAGGACUUGAUCUGUCAGAUAAGGAUGGCCAGUGGACUAUAGCUGAAGAAUCUACUAUUAAAAUUGCUGCGAUUGACAAUGGUUUAGCAUUUCCUUUUAAGCAUCCUGAUGAGUGGAGGGCAUAUCCCUUUCACUGGGCUUGGCUUUCUCAAGCAAAAGUUCCUUUCUCUCAGGAGACCAGAGACUUAGUUCUUCCUCGCAUUUCUGACAUGAACUUCGUGCAGGAUCUUUGUGAAGAUCUUUAUGAGCUAUUUAAGACUGAUAAGGGAUUUGACAAGGCUACUUUUGAAAACCAAAUGUCCGUUAUGAGGGGGCAGAUACUAAACCUUACUCAGGCGUUGAAGGAUGAGAAAAGUCCCCUUCAGCUUGUUCAGAUGCCCCGUGUGGUCGUGGAGCGCAGCAGCACCGGGAGCCAGGGCCGGAUUGUUCAGCUGAGCAACGCGUUCACACAGACCUUUCAUAGCAGGAAGCCUUUCUUUUCCUCCUGGUAGCAACAAAAUUAGGUGGGAAGAGUAAGUUUCUUUUAAGUUCAGAAAGCUAUUUCUGCGUGAAGGCUCUGCAAUAACUUCUGCUGUAUACCAAGAGCUCUGACUGCUGACACCUCAGAACUUAAAUUCUAAAGACUUAAGACAUGUAUUUUGAAUGUAAUAAAAGUUUACAAUUUUUGUGUCAAAAUUGUGAAUACUUAUGUCAGGGAAUGAGAAAAACUUGUCCAUAUUGUAUUUUUAUAGGCUAAAUUAAUGUAUUCUGAAUAAGGGAAGAUACACGGUUUGCAUAUGCUGAGAAACUACUUUUGAAUACAAUGGGAAUUCUUUUUGUUUAAUACUGAGAACCUGUACACUAUCAAUUUCUUUUUAUAUUGUCUUCAAAAAAUUGCAGAAUAUUAUCUUUGUGAAAAUGGUUUUUCUUUAAAUGUCUUCUUGAUAUUUUAAGCUGUUUAUAGAUUUUCAUAGGCUAGUUACUUGAAAAGUCAUGCACUAAGAAGAAAAUAAUAAUAAUUUAAAAAAUCUAUUAUUGACAAACAGGGGAAAGGGAAAGGGGGAAAAAUGCUCCAAGUAGGUUUUUUUGCAUGUAGGGACCAAAAAUAAUUGAACAGUUGAAUUAUAGCAAAAUUCAACCCAAGUAAGUACACACAGUGCCUACUGUGACAAAAUAAACUGAGUGUACAUUUCAGAGGUUGAAAUUUCACCUGUAGUGUUUAGAACUUGUGUAUUUUAAACACAUGCAUGGAAAAUGGUGAUAUUUCUGUGUAGAUCAUCACAAUGAAAGAAUUGCACCAUCUUGGUACAGGGUUGUUCUGCCACGUGUAUAAACAUGUUCAUCAGGAGUCACCAAAGUGGUUCUGCACUAGUAGCGACAGAAGCACUGAUGUGUUGUUCAUCCCAAAGCCAGACUGCCUUCUAAGUUUCUGUCUAAAUACAGUUCUUUCUUUUUUGGCCAGAAAAAAACCCCACCUGUAUCACACAGAGCACAAACUUCCUCUGGUGCCCUGAGCAACGUUGUGCUCACCUGCCAGUUGUCAUUUGCUUUGAUGUUUAAGUUACAUGGUUGAAGCCUUGGUGGUCAUGUUCCUGGAUCUGUGGCUAAUGUGAUAUGGUAAAUAUUUUUAUUUUAGUAAUUUUCUGGACAGUUAAGAUUAAAUGGGAGAAAAAUUGCUGCUUUUUAUGAAGCCUUCAGUAUUUCAGACAUGGCUGUAUUUUGUAUUUCUAAGCAAUACUGUUGAACUCAAAAAUAAUAAAACGCUUGUAUUUUCUAUAA